UUAGGCAACAUCCUAUGAAACGCCAGCGUUUUGUGCUACGUAUUUAAGAGUUCACAGCAUCGACUAGCCGGGAAUUCGGUAAUUUUUCGAUUACUGUCUGCAGCUCUACAGAUCUGAGCUUCGCCGCCGGUUCUGCAAUUCCUCUCCGAUUCCCAAAAUGAUUGAUGAUCAAGACUUGGGCUUCUUUGCCAACUUUCUAGGUAUUUUCAUAUUUGUCCUGGUGAUUGCUUACCAUUACGUGACAGCAGACCCAAAAUAUGAGGGCAACUGAGGAUUUUUAUUAUCGUAGUACCAAUGCAUAGAUUUGCGACUGUAUGAUUGUCAUGUGACAGUUAAGUUUUGGACAAUGGAAUUCAAGAACGGAGAUACAUGUGAUGUAGUACUUUUUGUAAGAUGAGACAAUUAAUCUAGCCUUACUGUUUAUCCAUAGAUAAUCUUAGAAAUUUUUGUUCUGCUUA
Molecule: messenger RNA, 458 nt
Organism: Salvia miltiorrhiza (redroot sage)
Lineage: Eukaryota; Viridiplantae; Streptophyta; Magnoliopsida; Lamiales; Lamiaceae
Product: dolichyl-diphosphooligosaccharide--protein glycosyltransferase subunit 4A
Exons: 2
Coding region: 158-271 (37 amino acids)
Source: RefSeq, a predicted model, not a curated record